Molecule: messenger RNA, 3481 nt
Organism: Orbicella faveolata
Lineage: Eukaryota; Metazoa; Cnidaria; Anthozoa; Scleractinia; Merulinidae
Biological process (GO): spermatogenesis; regulation of DNA-templated transcription
Cellular component (GO): nucleus
Molecular function (GO): protein dimerization activity; DNA-binding transcription factor activity, RNA polymerase II-specific; RNA polymerase II cis-regulatory region sequence-specific DNA binding
Source: RefSeq, a predicted model, not a curated record
UCAAGGGUUUUAGAGAAAAAGGUGAAUGAAACACAGGUAUCAAAAACAGUGUUCAGCCACCUUAAGGGUGCCACUUCUUCAAGGUUGUUGCUUGUUCAUUAUGAAGGCUAAGUGCUGUUAUUCAAUGUUGCAAUGACAUUGAAAAGAUACAGUUAUAGCUAAUAAAUAUCAGACCUGACAGCCUGCUUAAACUGAAAGUCUACAGAUUGAAUGUUUGUAGAUUGAAAGUCUAUUGAUUAUUCGGAUCAACCAGGACAUUUCUGUUGGAAGCUGAACAUUCACCUAUAUGUAAUGGGGGAUGGUUAAUUUUGGCAAGACUAAUGGCACCCAGGUGGCUGGUCUACCUCCCUUUGGCUCUCUAAGCUGUUUGUUUCAUUCAUGUUCCUGUCAAUUCACUUUGUUUCAAUCAUUUCAGGUAUGCCACUGACACCAGAGAGUCCUGAAGAUCGAGUUCAAUUACUUGGAUCAAAAGGUCCAGAGAGGAGUAAAGAGAAUGCUGAAGAACCAUCAUCAUCACUUGUACACUAUUCACCAUCCCUGUCACUUCAGUAAGUGAACAGCAAAUUAUUCAUUUAAAGAAUUUAGUUUGUUUCAGUCAAACUGUCCAUGGGCACCUUCAGAUUCACACCUUGGUGCUUUCUUAUGGGAAGUGUCUGCAUCUCCAGGAGAAGGCAGGGGGGAAGGGAGGAGUUGGGGGAGGGGGGGCAAAAACAAUGAAAUACACUGAGAAUGGGGAGUGCUGUUUUUAUUCUACUAGGAAAUAAAUAGUUUAAUAACUUUUUAACUCACUGUCUCUGGUUUGAACAACUUUGAAUAUUUAGCCAGCACAAGGAUUUCCUAUUAAUAUUUAAUUCUGAAACCGAAAUACAUGAACCAAGAUUUGAGACAAUUUCUGGCAACAAUCCUAUAAUAUUUGAGGCAUUAAACAAAUUUCUCACAAGCCAGAAAACGUGAAAUUACAACAACAAGAGAAACUACUCCAAGAACAACACCUUAAAAUCAUUGAGUCACACCUUUGAGACCAAACCAAUGCAGAUGUUCACAAAGAAAUUCAUACAAGUAACAGAAUAAUAUAUUAUGCUAUAUAAUAUCUAUAGAGUUGCCAUUUUAUGGCCUUAUGCACCCUAGGGCAGAAAGAGGAUUGAGUGAGUUGAGUACCAUGUUUUAUAUCUCUUGCAGACAGAACUGUAGUAAUGCAAUUUCUCAGGCAGUUAAUUCUGUGGCAACAUCAGAGUCCUUUGGCAAACCCUCCUCUCUUCAAGGUAGCCACUCAGAAUCCUGCUAUCAACAGCCAUUUCACAAUGCACAAUGUGUUUCUGCUGAUAGAGGCAGCUUUGGUGAUCUGACCCAAACCCAUCACCUCACAAAUGAUGGUGGCUUGCAACAACACAAUGGCCAUGUUUCAAAUACUACUGUUCCACAACACUUUGCACAUGGAGGGAAUCUACUGCAAGAACCACCACUGCCAUCUCUAUUUAUUCCAAGAUCAGCACCAGACCAUAUCAGCACCCAUGGAGGGCUUGUCUCCACUCAUAUUACUGGCACGGUCAACCAAGCCUAUUCUGAACACUGCAACCAAGGCUAUGUUUACCACAACAUACAAUCCUCAGAUCCAAGUAGAGUUGGCAAUUUUCCACAACAUUUUAUUCCCAGCAACCCACCACCACUCUGUCCAAAUGCUCAUGGCACCAACAGUGGAGGCUUCAGUGCUGGCCACAUGGCAUCCAAGGCUGAACAUCCUGCAGCAUCCACACAAGCAUCACCUGACUGCGACGGUACCAAGAUGGUUGGGACUCCAGCAUACAUGAUCAGUGGACCACUGGGUAGUAAAGAUAUGAAAAUCACACUGCUACGUGAUGAUUUGUCUAAACACAGCUCCAAAGAAAGAAUCCGAAGAGAACGUAUCAAGGAGAGUUGUGAUCAACUGCGCUUUCUGUUACCAAGUGUUGCUGGAAAAAAAUCUGAUAUGGCUUCUAUACUUGAAAUGACAGUGAAAUAUGUGCGAAUGAUCAAGGAAAGGCUACCACCUGCUGUGCUGCAAGAGAUUUCUCAGAAUAUUGCUGACACAACCUUAAUACUUCCCAGGAAAAGACCAAAUAGAGACAUAACAACCAACAAACAGGCAAGGCCAAGACUUGCACCUACUUCAAAUGUUCACGAGGCACCACCAAGACUACCACACCCUUUACCACCAUUCUACAUGAGGUCUGUACCACUUCAAGGCAAGACCCCAGCCAUGGUAACCACAACAGGGCCUAUGUAUGUGCCACACCUUCACAUCAGGCCUGGUCAUGAACAUGCCCAAAUUCCCUUACAGCAGCAUCAUGUUCAUCAAACUGAACCAGCAAGCUUUAGACCGGCAACUUCACCUCCUUCGGCAUUCAACAGCUGUCACACUGUGGGUAACACCAGAAGUGCUAACUUAAUGCAGCAUCACUCAUCACAUGAACAUGCCACAAUGAACAUUCACCAGGAAUACAGUGCACCCCAUUCUUCAUUUCACUCCAAGCCCAAGCACAUUUAUCAUGGCAACCACCCUGCAGUUCCAAGUGCGCCUGGUCACAGUUAUGACAUGCCCCAGCAAUGGAGUUUCUUGAAGCUUCCACCCAUAGGGAACAUUUUCCAUUCAUUAAGUUCUAGUAAUUUAUGCCAGGAAAGUCCAAAACAGGAUUCGUGCGAGUCUGGUAGAUCCUCACCAGCUGACUCUUCAUCCAUGACACCACCACUCUGGGAGAGCAGUGGAAGUGUGAUUGGUAACAGACAAAAUCAUGCACACAUGGAAAGUCCUAUUAUGUUCAAAGGUACAUCAAUAUAAAAACACAGAUGAUAACCACAUUUCAUUGACGACAACAAUUAAUCGCUCUGUGUGAAGGCUUCACAACAAUUAUGUGAAUCAUGUACCCUAAAGCAAACAUAAAGAAACUGUCUAAAAGGCUUCUUAUAUGGAUGACUAUUUAAAGAUGACUACAUAAUUUACAGAAUUUUAUAUUUUGGUACAUUAAGAUCAAGGAUCUGGAGUAUUGCUUGAACUCAAAAUUUACCAAUUUGACCAUCAUUUUUUCAAACUUUGCAGAGAUACAUGUAUAUAACCUUACGCAUGCUUCAAGAGAGUCUUUAAGGGUUGAUGUUAAGAUUUUGACACCAGUUGAAACAUUUGAUAUGUCUGUAACUAAAAAUUGCAGUUAUCUUCAGAUGAAAUACAAUUUAUUGUCAGUGAUAUUUGUAAGGAUAUAGUGUUGUUGCUAAGAUUUCAGUUACAAUUCAAAGUUGGGAGAUUUCGUCAACUGAAGAUAUAAGAGAUUCAAAGGAACUAUUCUAUACAGAUAAAUAUUGUAUAAUACCAUUUAUCUUGUGUAUUCUGAGCUGAACUACCCAUAGCAAGCAAGCUUUCGAUAAUUAUGUAUAGCAUCAUUUAAUUAGGGGUGCGUUUCUUUAAGAAAAUCCAAGAUUGGAUUCUUAAAUCUAGAUUUUGCAUUUCUUU